CACAUCUUCACUUAAUUUUCUCUGUCUGCUUUCUGUAUUCUUCGCGGCUCUUUUCAUGUUUUAUUGAGAUUAUGAUCCGGAUUUCCUGAGUAAAAACAAAACAAUCCAUCUGAAGAGAAGCCGACCAUUUUAACAGAAUUUACAUUAAGCAAAACGAAGGAAAGCCUUAAAAUGUUAAGAACUAGCAGAGAACGAUGGCGAGUUUACAAGCGCAUCAGCUUAAUGUUCAUCUUGGCAGUAGUGACGCUAGCUGUCGUACAGAAAGGAAACAUCAGCUCACUACAGGACUUACAAAAAGACAGAACUGAAAGACAAACGCGUAUGGAAAUCGUGGCAGAAGUGGAUCUGCAGAAUAAAAGCUUCCUUCGCAUUUCUGCAAACUUCUGGAAGAAUCAUGCGCAAACAGUGCAGUCUACCACUGAAAAUCCUGUCGUCUCGCAGGACCAAAGACCCACGACCUGGGACAUCAGCAGCUCCAACUGCAGCACCAACCAUAACUUCUCUUCCUCAGAGUGGUUUACGGGGCUUGAAUCCAAUUUCAAGCAAUUUCUGCUCUACAGGCAUUGUCGAUACUUUCCCAUCAUAAUGAAUCAUCCAGAGAUAUGUGGUGAGGACAUCGACUUGUUGAUGGUCAUUAAGUCAGUGAUAACACAAUAUGAUCGGAGAGAGGUCAUAAGACAAACGUGGGGCAAAGAGCAGGUGAUCGAAGGCAAAAGAAUCAAGACUCUUUUUCUUCUUGGGACGUCUUCCAAUGAAGAAGAGAGAGCGAACCAUCAAAAACUUCUAGAAUACGAGGAUCACAUUUAUGGGGACAUCAUUCAAUGGGACUUCAUGGAUAGCUUCUUCAAUCUCACCCUAAAGGAGAUCCACUUCUUGAAGUGGUUCUCCACCUACUGCGGAAACACCCGCUACAUCUUCAAAGGGGAUGAUGACGUGUUUGUCAAUGUUCCCAACAUCUUGGAAUAUCUGGAGACAAACGCAGACUUGAAAGACCUCUUUGUCGGUGAUGUUCUCGUCAAAGCCAAGCCCAUACGCAAAAAAGAGAACAAGUACUACAUCCCUCAAGCCUUGUAUAAUAAGACCCACUACCCACCGUAUGCUGGUGGAGGAGGAUUUCUGAUGGAUGGACCUCUUGCACGUAAACUCUACGGAGCGUGUGAAACUCUAGAGCUCUAUCCCAUUGAUGAUGUGUUUCUCGGCAUGUGUCUAGAAGUGCUUCAAGUGACCCCUGUUAAACACAAUGCUUUCAAAACAUUCGGGCUUGUAAAGAAUAAAUCCAGCAAAUUGAAUAGGGAGCCAUGCUUUUUUAAAGGCAUGAUAGUGGUACAUAAAUUGCUCCCACCAGAUUUGAUAAACAUGUGGAAACUGGUCAACAGUGAUUUAGUUUGUUCACAGAAAAUGGAAAUCUUAUAGUCCAAGACUUUGAGCCUGGAAUAUUGUAGGAACCACAAUGAAGAAUGUGUGAAAGAUAAACUUUGAGGUUACUCAAACACAAAGUACUCCUUUUUUGAGGAGAUUUCCGGACAGUUAUUUAACUUAAUUUAUGCAGCAAAUAGAGUUUGUUUUGCAUGAUCUAUGGAUCUUUUUCAUGAAAUCUUCAGAAUUAUGUGAAAUAUUGUUAUAUGAAAAAUUUUUAAUGAUGCAACAACAUAAGUGUUUAAUGAAUGAUUUACACACAUCCAUUUUGCUUCCAUUUCACGAAUGGGACUGCGUAAAUGCUUGAGAAUGCUUAAAAUGGAAUAGUUUUUUGAACACAUUAAGGCUACAAAACCAGAAAAGCAUGAUGAAGUCAUGUUUCAAAAGUAUGUGAUUGUCCCAAACUGGAGGAAACACACAGACUCUACUCCGACCCUCUAUGGAUAAAUGUGUUUUAAAGUGUAUUUAUUAAACCAUGCUAUUGGUAACAGCUCUUCAAGGGCUUAUGUAAGUCAUUUAGAAUUAGAUAGUGUGAAUUGUGCAAAAUAAUUUAAUUUCCCCAUGAGAUGUAUAUGGUUGAGGGUUUAUUUUAAAACUGUGAAUCGCCUAAACUGCUGGUACAUGUAAAUGAUGAAUUAAUUUAUGAAAUUCCUCCUUGAAUUGGAGGAUGGAGACGGGCUAAGAAUAUUCAAUUGUGUGUUAAAAGGUUAUGGAAUACACAAUUAUAUGUAAUCCAGACAACAUGGUGUAAUUGUGUAAACUACACAGGAAUUGAGGUGAAAUAGAUGAGUGUUUGUAAAUAAAUAUUUCUAUUAAAGGCCAA
Messenger RNA from Triplophysa dalaica, 2239 nucleotides. Its product is annotated as UDP-GlcNAc:betaGal beta-1,3-N-acetylglucosaminyltransferase 7-like. The transcript has 2 exons. Gene Ontology annotation, molecular function: hexosyltransferase activity. Lineage: Eukaryota; Metazoa; Chordata; Actinopteri; Cypriniformes; Nemacheilidae. Gene Ontology annotation, cellular component: membrane. The record is from RefSeq and is a predicted model, not a curated record. Bases 172 to 1413 code for a protein of 413 amino acids.